This is a messenger RNA of Xenia sp. Carnegie-2017, 1420 nucleotides long. RefSeq lists its product as uncharacterized. The transcript is spliced from 2 exons. Lineage: Eukaryota; Metazoa; Cnidaria; Anthozoa; Malacalcyonacea; Xeniidae. The coding region runs from base 29 to 1105 and encodes 358 amino acids. The record is from RefSeq and is a predicted model, not a curated record.
AGGAGCUAAUGAAACGAAGGGUGUAACGAUGGACCAUUCAGUAGAUAAAGUCUCGGAAGCUAAUGAAACGAAGGGUGUAACAAUGGAUCUUUCAGUAGAUAAAGUCUCAGGAGCUAAUGAAACGAAGGGUGUAACAAUGGAUCUUUCAGUAGAUAAACUCUCAGGAGCUAAUGAAACGAAGGGUGGAACAAUGGAUCUUUCAGUAGAUAAACUCUCAGGAGCUAAUGAAACGAAGGGUGGAACAAUGGAUCUUUCAGUAGAUAAAAUCUCAGAAGCUAAUGAAACGAAGGGUGUAACAAUGGAUCUUUCAGUAGAUAAAGUCUCAGGAGCUAAUGAAACGAAGGGUGUAACAAUGGAUCUUUCAGUAGAUAAACUCUCAGGAGCUAAUGAAACGAAGGGUGUAACAAUGGAUCUUUCAGUAGAUAAAGUCUCAGAAGAUAAUGAAACGAAGAGUGUAACAAUGGAUCUUUCAGUAGAUAAAGUCUCAGGAGCUAAUGAAACGAAGGGUGGAACAAUGGAUCUUUCAGUAGAUAAAGUCUCAGAAGAUAAUGAAACGAAGGGUGUAACAAUGGAUAUUUCAGUAGAUAAAGUCUCAGGAGCUAAUGAAACGAAGGGUGUAACAAUGGAUCUUUCAGUAGAUAAAGUCUCAGGACCUAAUGAAACGAAGGGUGUAAUGAUGGAUCUUUCAGUAGAUAAACUUUCAGGAGCUAAUGAAACGAAGGGUGUAACAAUGGAUCUUUCAGUAGAUAAACUCUCAGGAGCUAAUGAAACGAAGAGUGUAACAAUGGAUCUUUCAGUAGAUAAAGUCUCAGGAGCUAAUGAAACGAAGGGUGUAACAAUGGAUCUUUCAGUAGAUAAACUCUCAGGAGCUAAUGAAACGAAGGGUGUAACAAUGGAUCUUUCAGAAGAUAAAGUCUCAGGAGCUAAUGAAACGAAGGGUGUAACAAUGGAUCUUUCAGUAGAUAAAGUCUCAGGAGCUAAUGAAACGAAGGGUGUAACAAUGGAUCUUUCAGUAGAUAAACUCUCAGGAGCUAAUGAAACGAAGGGUGUAACAAUGGAUAUUUCAGUAGAUAAAGUCUCAAGAGCUAAUGAAACGGGGGUGUAACAAUGGAUCUUUCAAUAGAUAAAGUCUCAAGAGCUAAUGAAACGGGGGUGUAAUGAUGGAUCGUUUGGUAAAUAAACAAGAGACUUCGUCAUUCAAUUUAAAACACAACACAUAUUUUCAACAACUUGAAACUGCAUACGUACACCAUAGCACAUCUAAAUGCAAUGACUUAUUGGCAUCUGAUCAUUGUAAAAGUUUGCCAAUGACCAAUGAAGAUCUUUCUUGUUACAAUUUCUCAAAGCAAAAGAAAGAGACCGUAAUAACUACCUGGAGUGUUGAAGAAACCAAGAUUAGCGAUUAUAAAGUUGAUGAAAA